Molecule: messenger RNA, 5697 nt
Organism: Nyctereutes procyonoides (raccoon dog)
Lineage: Eukaryota; Metazoa; Chordata; Mammalia; Carnivora; Canidae
Gene: NETO2
Product: neuropilin and tolloid like 2
Exons: 9
Coding region: 98-1675 (525 amino acids)
Molecular function (GO): protein binding
Source: RefSeq, a predicted model, not a curated record
GCGGGCCGGCGAUGGGGGCCGGGCCGUGAGCGCCGCUGGCCGCCGCCGCCGCCGCCGCCGCUUGGGCCCCUCGCGAGGCGCGGGGCCGCCCGGGAACAUGGCCCUGGAGCAGCUGUGCGCGGUCCUCAAAGUGUUGUUAAUAACAGUACUUGUAGUCGAAGGGAUUGCUGUGGCCCAAAAGACCCAAGAUGGACAAAAUAUUGGAAUCAAGCAUAUUCCUGCAACCCAGUGUGGCAUUUGGGUUCGAACUAGCAAUGGAGGUCAUUUUGCUUCACCAAAUUAUCCUGACUCUUAUCCGCCAAACAAGGAGUGUAUCUACAUUUUGGAAGCGGCGCCACGUCAAAGAAUAGAGUUGACCUUUGAUGAACAUUAUUAUAUAGAACCAUCAUUUGAAUGUCGGUUUGACCACUUGGAGGUUCGAGAUGGGCCAUUUGGUUUCUCUCCACUUAUAGAUCGUUACUGUGGUGUGAAAAGCCCUCCACUAAUUAGAUCAACAGGGAGAUUCAUGUGGAUUAAGUUUAGUUCUGAUGAAGAACUUGAAGGACUGGGAUUUCGAGCAAAAUAUUCAUUUAUUCCAGAUCCAGACUUUACUUACCUAGGAGGUAUUUUAAAUCCCAUCCCAGAUUGCCAGUUUGAGCUCUCGGGAGCUGAUGGAAUAGUGCGUUCUAGUCAGGUAGAACAAGAAGAUAAAACAAAACCUGGCCAAGCAGUUGAUUGUAUAUGGACAAUUAAAGCUACUCCAAAAGCCAAGAUUUAUUUGAGGUUCCUAGAUUAUCAAAUGGAGCACUCAAAUGAAUGCAAGAGAAACUUUGUUGCAGUUUAUGAUGGAAGCAGUUCUAUUGAAAAUCUGAAGGCCAAGUUUUGCAGCACCGUGGCCAAUGACGUAAUGCUGAAAACAGGAGUUGGAGUGAUCCGAAUGUGGGCCGAUGAGGGCAGUCGACUGAGCAGAUUCAGAAUGCUCUUUACUUCCUUUGUGGAGCCUCCCUGCACAGGUAGCACUUUCUUUUGCCACAGCAACAUGUGCAUCAAUAAUUCUUUAGUCUGUAAUGGUGUUCAGAACUGUGCGUACCCUUGGGAUGAAAAUCACUGUAAAGAAAAGAAAAAAGCAGGACUGUUUGAACAAGUCACUAAAACCCAUGGAACAAUUAUUGGCAUCACAUCAGGGAUUGUCUUGGUCCUUCUCAUUAUUUCUAUUUUAGUACAAGUGAAACAGCCUCGAAAAAAGGUCAUGGCUUGCAAAACUGCGUUUAAUAAAACUGGAUUUCAGGAAGUGUUUGAUCCUCCUCAUUAUGAACUGUUCUCACUAAGGGACAAAGAGAUUUCUGCAGACCUAGCCGACUUGUCAGAAGAACUGGACAGCUACCAGAAGAUGCGGCGCUCUUCCACUGCCUCCCGGUGCAUUCACGACCAUCACUGUGGGUCGCAAGCAUCCAGUGUCAAACAGAGCAGGACCAACCUGAGUUCCAUGGAACUGCCUUUCCGAAAUGACUUUGCACAACCACAGCCAAUGAAAACGUUUAACAGCACCUUCAAAAAGAGUAGCUACACUUUCAAACAGGCACACGAGUGCCCCGAACAGGCCCUAGAAGACAGAGUAAUGGAGGAGAUUCCUUGUGAAAUUUACGUCAGGGGGCGAGAGGAUUCUGCACAAGCAUCCAUAUCCAUCGAUUUUUAAUCUUCUACUAGAGGGGACAUGAAUUACUAAGUGUGUACGUACGCAGCCUACAGAGCACCCAUACUCUUCUGUCAGAACCAGGAAGACCUUCAUUCCCACUAACCUACUGUAAUGGUGACGCUUUUAUUGUCUCAGGCAGCCUGUAUGUUAAACCAACCAAGGGACCUACUCCAGUCCAUGAACAAAAUAAUAGUCACUUAUUGCUUGGUGUCACACACACAGAGUUCCAGUGAAAGAGCAUUUGAAGAGGGGCGUGCUGGUGCUGAGCCAGGCACAGGCUGCCUGUUAGGCUUAGCAACGAAUACUGCUCUGGAUUCAUACAGCUUGUCAACAUUUUGAUCCCACAAGUUUAAAAAUAAGAUCUGUCUCUGCAUUCCUUUUGUUUUUCUUUUCUCUAAAUUUAAUUUGUUUUAUAAGUCCGUGAUUUUACCAUUUUGGUUUCUUACAUAAAUAUAAAUGGUUAAUGUACCACACAUAUUUCAAUACAGGCGUUUGUUCUAGAAUUUGUCAAAAUAUAACUCAUUACUGUGGUACGUGCCAGUGAAGACCCAGAGUUCUGUUUCACCCAUCUGUUUCUUCUUGACUAAUUUCUAUACUGCUGCCUUUUAAUUACUGGAUCCUUAGUCUUUAUUUUUUGUGAACAGUGGAUGAUAUGAUUUAUCACCUUUAAGUCAUAUUUUGUCUUAUACUAGAAGAUUUCAUAAUCCUAGGAUGUAUGCACCCUUGCCAGUUAUGACUAAAAACUUGAAAAAUAUUAGAACUUCUAGAAAUCCUUUGAAAUUUCCCAAAUUUGGUCAGAUGCAGUGGUAACCCAUUCAUUCACUUUGGGGGAGGCCUGUUUCUUUACAGCAUUUCUCAUCACCAGAUUUGUGUUUCCUGUUAUUUUUAUAAGAAGAUGAUUUUGCUCCCUUUGUAUUGGUUUAUGUUAUGGCAUAUGGUAGCCAAGGUUGUAUGAGAGUUAAAGAAGAAUUCCUAAGAAACUGUAAAAGCCCUCAGAUUGCUUCUUACUUGGGACAAUACAUUUUUCUAGUUCUUACCAAGAAUAACAACUUCCACUUUUUUUUAAACUGCACUUUUGACCUUAUGUUUUUUUUAUGGUAUAUAAACAAUAAUUUAUAAACAUGAUAUGAAAACUCAUUGUGUUUUUUUAGACUUUUGAUAUUAUUUGAUACUGUACAAACUUUAUUAAAUCAAAAUUAAAGACCUACAUGACAGAUUUCUUUCAGUGUUCACCUUAGUGGCUUUGUAUACAAAUAUGCUGUGAUGGAACUACGCAUUAUAACUUAUUGUAAAGACCUUGGUAAUGUGUACUCAAGCUUUUGUUUCCUUUUGUUGUUGCAUUUAGUUUAUGAUGAAUUUUUCACUAUGUGUUAUUUAUGUUCUAAAUCACUACACAAGUCUUAUAUUAAAAUAUACAUUGUUACAUGAUUCUUCAAUCAUGUUAUUGCACUGAGCUUUUGGAACUUAAGAUAUAUAUGGAAAGGAAUCUGUUUAACAAAUUAAAACUAAUACAGACAUGCCAUUUAAAAAGAGAUAAAUUCUCAUUCUGAUUUUUUGUAGUAAAUUCUCAUGAAAUGAGAAAUUGAAGUUUCACUGAAUUUCACUUUUUUUUUUUUUUUUGAGAUCUCACAUCUAUGGGUUUUCUCAGGUUAGUGAAAACUAAGACCUUUAAAUAUGAUACAUAUAAAAUUACCCCUUCAAAAUGUUUCUUAUAUCACAUUUUUUAUUUUUUUAAAGUAUAUAAUAUCCAGGAGAUAUGUAAACCUGUAGACAGUAUAUUCAUGAUUUAAUUUUUUUUAAAGUCAGCAUAAUUUCCUAUUUUAAAAAUACAAUUUGGAAGAUAGACUUAAUGAAUGUAGUAUUUAUUGAACUAAAGAAUCAGAGCCAGAUUAGAUAGACAUUCUUUCAGUAGCUAUGUUGAAUAGGCUUUCCAGUAGUUAGUAGCCAGCCAACACUUGAACAGCAUAGUAAAUAUUUAAUAUAAUAACUGUGAUCUCAUUCUUCAUGAUGGUGAAGGAAAAUAGCAUAUUUUCUAUGUAAAAUUAUAUCCGUUAUAAAAACAGCUGUUAAAUCCAUCUUUAACACCUACAUUAUAAUAGAAACUAAUACAGUAUGCUUAACUACAUUAACUAUAAUCACUUGUAACUAUAUUUUUGUUUUUGAAAUUUGUAUCCUAUAUUCUUUUAAAAGGGCAUGAAGAGGCCUACAAAAUAGAGCCUUUAGAGAAGACGUUUAACAUUAAAACAGCACAGAACUACGUAGCUUCAGGCAACUCCACAUAGCAAGUGAAGCUUGGACAACAAAUUUGGUUCUAAAUGUUCAGGCUGCUAAAACGAAUGAAAUAGUUUUUGUUUUUCACAGUCGAGAACCCAAACUUAUCUGCAGAGGCUAGUUUUCUCUUCAAGUAAAGAAAGAGGAUCUUUAUAUAGAACAACAUUUCCUCAGAAUUUAAAAAAGAUGCAAAAUGCAGAGAAAAGUCAGAAUGGUAAAUCUUUAUCUAGUGAAGGCAUGUCUCAGUAUGGUCUAGGAUCAUCGGUUUUUGAUCAGUCUCUGCAGGGGUAGAACUAAAGAGUCAGAUGAUCAGUAUUAGUUAAGCCAGCCUUCAACUGCCAUAUACUGUAUGCCUUCACUGAAGUAUAGAUGGGUAUUAGGCCUCAUUUGUUUUUUAGUCACUUAUUUGGCAGUACACUAUGGGAAGAGGAUGGAACUAUUUUUCAGGCAUUAUUACCGUCAAAAUGCUAAUUGCUGUAGGUAGAGUCUUUCAUCUUUGAGCUUAGUGGGAAACUUUACAAAUUGUUUACUAAAGUAAAAGCCAUAAUAAAUUUUAGUAAUGGAAGAUGAACUUUAGCCAUCUUGUGGAAGCUAUUACACCCUUCACAGGGAAUGUUGAAGCUAGUUGUUAAACAUAGAGUAGAAAAUGCAAAUGUGGAGGUAAGAGUAUCUGCAAGUCAGGAGCAGCGCCUAGGAUCUGCAAUACUGUCGUGACCUCUCACCUGCGAGCCCAAGUUCAGCCACAAGAUAUCAACACUCAAGUGCCCACGGAUUGCAGGAAACCUAUGAAUCCCAACAUCUAAAGUAUGUACAAAUAAAGUGUGAUGUACCUUUUAUGGGGGGAAAUGUUCAACCUAAAGUUUUGACAAAAAGCAAAAGAUUUUCCACAUUUCACAUCACAAAAGAUUUAAAAGUCUCCUUUGACUUGUUAACAGCUUUUAUGUCUGUCUUUGUCAUGUUUCAUGUAAUUAUUAGGCAUUAAAAGAACCUCCUAAAUGUCUGCUUCUGAACAUUUUUAUAGUUCUGCUAUUAUCUGAUGAGCAGUGCGCUUUCUGGUUUCAGGGAUGUGUCACCUUGUCUCUUGAUGAGACAAGACAGAAGGAAGGCCUCGUGAUUCCAGGAGUAAUUUCAAAGGGGGUUAUGCCCUCUCACAAAAAUGGUGUCGGCUGUGUUGUUCAUGAUUAGAAGGGACCUUGAGUUGGGGGCUUUUUAAGAUCCCAGAAAGAUGAUCUGUUCUAACUUCAUUAAUGAGAAUUCUGAGGCCCAGAGAAAAGGAGUGAGUACUCGCAUCUCAGAACCAGUCCCAUGCUCUUGGCUGGUCUUUGCUGUUUUUUCCCUGCCUUCGCUGGCUAGAAGUUUUAAAGGUCAAGCAGUUCUAAACAGAAGCCCAGAUAUUCCAUGUAAGCUUGUCAGUCAUUCUGAUUUAAAAUGUAAUUUAUUCUAUAAUAAUUUUUUUCAAAGCACUUUACCUUUUUUUUAAUCUAUGUAACGCUAUUCUACAAUUUUAUUGCCAUGACUUCUUGGCAUCUGCAAACUGCAAGACAAUUACUGUGAAUUCUUAAUAAACAAUGUUAACAAUUUAUAGGCUUGGCAUUAGAUAAAAAGAACUUUGGUGUUUUGGUUUUGUGAUCUUUUUAAAAUCUAACGGAAACAAUGUAUACUCUAGAAAUUAAAGAUUUGUGUGCUAUAUCUCUUGAGUUUGGAGAAUGAUUUGAGUUUUGAGCCAUGAUGACAAGUUGACCUCAGAUAUC